This is a messenger RNA of Batrachochytrium dendrobatidis JAM81, 12961 nucleotides long. RefSeq lists its product as uncharacterized. NCBI's taxonomy places the organism in Eukaryota, Fungi, Chytridiomycota, Chytridiomycetes, Rhizophydiales. Gene Ontology annotation, molecular function: minus-end-directed microtubule motor activity; ATP hydrolysis activity; dynein intermediate chain binding. The transcript has 11 exons. The record is from RefSeq and is a predicted model, not a curated record. Gene Ontology annotation, biological process: microtubule-based movement. Gene Ontology annotation, cellular component: dynein complex. The coding region runs from base 1 to 12873 and encodes 4290 amino acids.
AUGGACAAUAGAAGGGUGCAUGUCCCUCUUGUGGUAGAUCCAACAGCUGCGUCAGACAGGUCAAAAAUACUUGUUCCUUCAUUUUCAUCUGUGCAAGAUAGACCAACUAUUGCACCGGCUGCAGCUCCACUUGGCAGAUGUGCAGUUUUUAGUGAAUAUAUUUUAAGCCCUCUUGACUACCCCGAACCAACAUUUUUUGGUACUCCAAAGCCACUCCCUCCAAUUGGUAAACCUAGCUAUGUUGCCUCGUCUGCAACUGUACCUUCAACACGCUCGUUCCGCCGACCAAUAAGCAAACAAGAUUCGUUUGCUGCUCAAAUGGUUCAAACCCCACCUACUUCUAGUAUUCAGUCCACCAAAUCAACAGCCAUCCCACAUACUCAAAUUAAUUAUCGUAAAGCACUAGAACCAAAGGUUAUGCUACCAUUUGUGUCUCGUCCUGGUCAGACUCCUCGGAAAAUUGAAAUUGAGCGACGUAAAAGAAUGUAUUCUUCACAUCGCCUUGAUUUGCUUAUUAUCGAUGGGUUGGAUCGACUUAAAGCGUCUGGAGCAAUUGGUGCUAAUCCAUUGACCGAUUUUACUGACAAGACUGAUAAAAAAAUACCUUUGAAUCUUCAAAACACUGCUUUACCACAAUCUGAUCAACACAUGAAUAGCAUUGAAGACUUGGAAAAACAAAAUGACGAUGAUACACCUGUAAAGAAUUCAAACGCAAACCAUGAAGCCAGUCAUCUUUCUACUGACUUUGGAUUAGCAACACCACAGAAAAAAAGCUUAACUACUACAGAUUUUGCAAACCUACUUCCUCUAAGUAUUUUCGAUAAUACCGAGUUUGAAACGCGUACUGUCAAUGAUUGGCUUGAUAUGUCGGUUGUUCCUGACGACCCCACACCUGAAGCAUUGAAAAAAUUGGCGUCGCUUCCAUUGUCUUGUGGAUUGACUUGCCCUAAUGCUCCUGAUAUUCGAUACGCAGUUAUUCCUAUUCCAGCACGCGGCUUCAAUGGCUGCGAGUGGAUGGAUUGCAUUGCCGUCGCAUAUGAUCAACUCUGUAAUAAAUGGAAAAUAAAGUGGCGCUCAUUUGAUGGCUGGACUCUUGAUUGCAAAACCGAUGAUGACUUUAAUGCCUCGUUAAAUCCAGACGACGAAGCUUUGCGUGAGGAUUUUAGUCAAGAAAUGGGUAACCCUCGGAUGACGACCGAUAAAGAAGCUUGGAUUGAUAGAAUCAAUCUUAUGUUUCUUGCUGAAAAUCCUGAACAGUUUGCACAACGAGUCAUUUUUGCAUACUAUGAGCGAUAUCAAGCUGCAUUAAAACUUCGAUUGAGUUUAUAUAUAGAUUGCAUGCCGAUUGGAGAAGAUAUUUCUCAAAUUUCGUCUGAGCAGAUUAAGAGAAUUAUGGAAAAGGCUGGGAUCGAAACCAAGACAUUUAAGAAAUUACGCGGAACUCCUGCAGUCGAUGAACUUGUUGCUGAAUAUUCGUUAGACUAUGCUCGUACAAUGAACAGUUUAGUAUUUCAAAAAGAGGUAUCAACACCAAUGGGUCGUUUCAAUUAUCCAUCAAUAGAGUUGCCAAUUCUUGAACCAGAGCACGCAAUUCAAGAAUUUGGAAAGAUACCGUUGCCCAUGUUUGAUUUUGUUGCAAGCAAAAAGUCAUUUGAAUUUGCAUCGUUCCUCACCAAAGUUGAAGUAAUUCGCACAUUGGCUAAAGUCAGGAUUGAAUGUGAAAAGUUGGCCAAUACCAAUCUGUUUGCUACCAAUAUCACCAAAAUUGUCAAAAUUGACGAGUUUGAGCAGCUUCAAUCACAAGCUCUUCAAAAUGUUCGAGGAACACUCAAAGAUGGGUGGAUAAAUGUUCUUAAAAAUAUCAUCAAGACUGGAUUUAAAGAUGUGGGCAAGGGAUGGUACAAUAUGCAAGAAUCGAACAUGGAAGUAUACAAAAUCAGCAAACUAUUCAAGGUUAUGACUGCAAUCAAUUUUAUAAUGCAAGACUCGCUAAGAUUUCUGGUACUCAACUCUUUGCAAGAGUAUACCAAACUCAUCAAAAGUAUUACUUUGCAAACUGUAACGAUUAAUUCUAUAAGCGAUGUUCGAGUCAUUGAUUCAAACGGAAAGGAGCCUCGCAAGCCAUUAUUUAUGCUUGACCUGCUAUUUAAAGCUGGUCGUUUGCAGUAUAACACAGAUUUUCGUGCUUUUGAAUCGUCGCUUAUGGCUAUUUUUGAAAAAGCAAUCAAUACACCCGAAAACCUUCCACAACUUGAACCACUUGUGUUGGAUCAAAUGUUUUGGGCAUCCAAGCCCACUCUUCAAACGGUUCACCACAAAGAACCUGCUAUAAACAAACUACGCGCUUGCUUGCUACAGGCCAUUCGAAAGGGACUUGCACCACUGGAUACUUAUAUUUCCCAGUAUGAAAAACAUACAAAAUUACUUAAUCUUGAUAUAGCACAAUUUGCAAUUCAGUACGAAAGCGAGAAUCGCACAGUUGCAGAAAUGGAACAAGACAUUGCCAAAUACACUUCAGAGUGGGAAGCAUUGGAUAAAGAUAUUCCCAAUCACAUUAUUAUUGGAUUAUUUUGGAUCAAUUGUGAAAGUCUUCGUUCUGCUAUGCGUAAAGAUCUUAGUAAAGUCAUUUUGGAGCUUCUCAGUAAGCGAACAGCAAAGCUUGCAGUAUCUAUUUCUCAAACGUUUGUACAGAUCCAAACUCGACUCAAAGAACGCCCAACCAAAAUUGAAGAGCUGAUUGGACUGCGAGAUUAUAUCAAAACUGUAGCCGAAUCAAGUCGCCAGCAAAAUCUUCGUAUUCAAGAAAUGCUGCACAACUAUGAGGUUCUUGAAAAGCAUCGAUUUGAGUGUAGCAAUGAAGAUAUGCGUGCUCGUUGGAAUGCGUUUGGCUGGUCUCAACGAAUUGAUGAAUUGAUGGCUGCUACAGAACUAGCUCUUACAGCUGAUGAAGCAACGUUUUCUCGAAACCUGUCUACCGAUCAAGAAGUUUUCAAAGAUCGCAUCUACACUCUUACAACCAUCAUUGCUGAAUUCAGUAAACACUCUGAUCUGUCACGUAUUACCGAGAUUGUUGCUGAUGUUAAUAGAAUAUCUACCGAACUUAAAGAAGCUCAGUCUCUUGCAACUUUGUUUAAUAGUCGCGAACGGCUGUUCAAUCAAGAACCAACCAAGUAUGAUGAAGUGGCCCAGUUAAUACGCGAGUUUGAGCCGUACAAGAAUUUGUGGCUCACUUGUCACGACUGGACUCGCUGGAAAGAUCAAUGGAUGCUGGGUGGGUUUCUUGAGCUCAAUGCUGAAGAAGUAGAAAAAAAUUUAAUGAAUGCUUGGCGCACUAUUUUCAAAAGCUUCAAGCACUUUAAAAAUAGUCCUGGCUGCCUUGCUGUAGCUGGUCAAAUCAAGGAAGAGGUCGAAGAGUUCAAACCAUAUCUACCACUUAUUCAAGCACUUCGAAAUCCUGGGAUGCGAGAUCGCCAUUGGGAUCGAUUGAGCGAAGAACUCAACAUGAAUCUGCAUCCUGAUGCGUCAUUUACGCUUACUAAUUUACUGAAUAUGAAACUUUUGGAUCGUGUCGACCUCAUCUCCAAAGUAUGCGAUGUUGCUGGAAAAGAGUACUCUAUUGAAAAUGCUCUUGAAAAAAUGGAUACCGAAUGGAAAUCAACCAUGCUUGAGAUUCUUCCCUACAAGGACACUGGCACUUUUAUUAUGAAAACAUCAGAGGAAGUCACACGAUUGCUAGAUGACCAUAUUGUCAUGACUCAAGGCAUGAGUUUUUCCCCAUACAAAAAGCCAUUUUCGGAAAAAAUCAGUUUUUGGGAAAACAAAUUGCGCACAGUCCAAGAAGUUUUGGAUGCAUGGAUGGCAUGCCAACGCUCUUGGCUUUAUCUAGAGCCCAUUUUUGGUAGCGACGAUAUUGUUACCCAACUUCCAGUCGAGUCUAAGCGAUUUACCACCAUGGAUCGCACUUGGCGCCGAAUCAUGAGCCAGGCAAAACAAAAACCAGGUGUCAUUGACUGCUGCAGUGACUACAAAUUACUGGACUCGUUUCGCGAAUGCAACAAGCUGCUUGAAUUAGUUUCCAAGGGACUUUCUGCAUAUCUAGAGGGAAAACGUAUUUCGUUUCCAAGAUUCUUCUUUCUCAGUGACGAUGAACUGCUUCAAAUUCUAUCACAAACCAAAGAUCCAACUGCAGUUCAGCCCCAUCUUCGUAAAUGCUUUGAAAAUGUGGCCUCACUUGAAUUUGCGCCAGAUCGAAAAAUCUUGGCCAUGUAUUCAGCCGAGGGUGAGAAAAUUGAUUUUGAAGAGCCAUUUUAUCCAAAAGGACCAGUUGAAGAAUGGUUGCUUCGUGUGGAAGAUCAAAUGCGUCAAAGUGUAAAAAAGGUGAUUCGAGAUGCUAUUGGAACAUAUUCAACACAGACGCGGGCUUCUUGGGUUCUCAACUGGCCAGGACAAGCUGUUUUGGCAGGAUCACAAACCUUUUGGACUACAGAAGUCACAGAAGCCCUCAAGUCUGGAGUUUCUGGACUCAAGGCGCUUUAUGCCAAGCUUUUAUCACAGCUUCAGGGUUUGGUUACAUUGGUACGGGGAGAGCUUCCCUUUCUCAAUCGUCUUGUUCUUGGAGAUCUUAUUGUGAUUGACGUUCACAGUCGCGACGUUGUUAAAAAACUAGUGGACUCGAACAUAUCCAAUGCCAAUGAUUUUGAGUGGAUUAGUCAGUUGCGAUACUAUUGGGAGCAAGACGAAUUAAGAAUCAAGAUUGUGAAUGCAAAUUUCAAGUAUGGUUAUGAGUACCUUGGCAACACUGGCAGACUGGUUAUUACCCCAUUGACUGACCGCUGCUACCUGACUCUCACUGGAGCAAUGCAUCUUGGAAUGGGAGGUGCUCCCGCUGGUCCUGCUGGUACCGGAAAAACUGAAACUGUCAAAGAUCUGGCCAAGGCACUUGCAAAACAGUGUGUUGUGUUUAAUUGUUCCGAUCAACUGGACUAUCUUGCAAUGGCCAAGUUUUUCAAGGGAUUGGCAGCCAGUGGAGCAUGGGCUUGUUUUGAUGAAUUCAAUCGUAUUGAUAUUGAAGUAUUAUCAGUUAUUGCUCAGCAAAUCACUACAAUCCAAAAGGCGUGUGUUGCUGGUCAGACUCGGUUUAUGUUUGAAGGCGUUGAUUUGCCUCUGAAUGCAAGCAAUGCCAUUUUUAUCACAAUGAAUCCAGGCUAUGCCGGUCGUACUGAGUUGCCAGACAAUUUGAAAGCUCUGUUCCGCCCAGUAGCCAUGAUGAUUCCCAACUAUGCCAUGAUUGGUGAGAUUUCCUUAUUUUCGUUUGGAUUCUCCAAUGCCAAAGUACUUGCUGAAAAAAUGGUAGUGACAUUCAAGCUCAGUUCUGAACAAUUGUCAUCACAAGACCAUUACGACUUUGGUAUGCGCGCUGUUAAAACAGUUAUUUCGUCGGCUGGAAAUCUCAAGCGCGAACAACCAACUGCCGGCGAGGAUCUCAUUCUGUUGCGCGCUUUAUGUGAUUGCAAUCUUCCUAAAUUUCUAGCAGACGAUGUUCCAUUAUUUAAUGGCAUCAUUAGCGAUCUUUUCCCUGGCAUUGAACAAUCAAGAAUCGACUAUGACAAGCUUCUCGGUUCACUUUAUCGUUCUUGUGAAAAAUUGGGUCUUCAACCCCAAGAAGUGUUUAUUCGCAAGUGUAUUCAGCUAUAUGAGACCACUGUUGUGCGACACGGACUUAUGCUUGUAGGACCAACAGGCGGCGGUAAAACCUCGUGUCUUCGCGUUUUGUCUCGCAGUCUGUCUGCUCUUGAAGGAGAUAUUGCUCCAAAUGGAACUACGUUUCAAAAGGUCAAAGUAAAUACCCUCAAUCCUAAAUCAAUCACAAUGGGACAGUUAUAUGGAGAAUUUGACCAACAAACACACGAAUGGAGCGAUGGAAUCCUAUCUUGUUUAAUGAGAGAAGGUGUUGAGGACACAUCAUUGGAUAAAAAGUGGUAUGUGUUUGACGGUCCAGUCGAUGCAGUUUGGGUUGAAUCCAUGAACACACUACUCGACGAUAACAAGAAGCUAUGCUUAUCAAGCGGAGAGAUUAUUAAAAUGUCGCCUUCACAAACCAUGAUGUUUGAAGUUCAAGACCUUGCAUUUGCAUCCCCUGCCACAGUUUCUCGUUGUGGAAUGAUAUAUAUGGAACCCGAUGCGCUUGGUAUCUUGCCACUAUGUGUGAGUUGGUUCAAGCUACAACAUACUACUUUGGGUGAAAAUUUAGCUUCCGUGCUUCGCGAACAGCUCGAGCCUAUUUUGGAACAUUAUCUAAAUGCCAGCCUUGAUUUUGUUCGAAAAUCAGUUAAAGAAGCUGUACCAACUACAAAUGGAGGAUUGGUGGCCAGUCUUUUGCGCAUUCUAGACUCUCUGUUUAAACCACUUGCCAACCCAGUUGGCGACAAGCAACCAAUCCAGUCCCUAGAGUUCAAAAAAGUUAUUGGGCCAUUAUUUAUUUUUGCAUUGGUUUGGUCUGUUGGUGCGACUGGCGAUACAGAAGGUCGAAAAAAGUUUGAUUCAUGGUUGCGUGGACAGCUGGUAUCUCACUCAUGCUCAACCGUUAUUCCAGACAGUGGUUUGGUGUAUGAUUUUACGUUUAAUAUUGAAAAACUAGAGUGGAUAAACUGGAUGCAUCUUCUUGAAUCGGAUAACGAAGAUCAAGCUUUUAAAUCGGGUAAAUCUGACAUGAUUGUCCAGACAAUGGAUACUGUGCGAAACAGUUUUCUUAUCGAUAUUCUUGUAAAAAACGACUACCACGUGCUAUGUACCGGACCUACUGGUACUGGAAAAAGCAUCACAAUUCAGCAGAAGCUCAUGAAAGGACUUGAUGUCAAUUGGACUCCGUUGAUCAUCAACUUUUCUGCAAGAACAAGUGCAAACCAGACACAGGAUCUUAUUGAUAGUAAACUAGAGAAGCGUCGCAAGGGUGUGUUUGGUCCGCCUGUAGGAAAAAAGUUUAUUAUUUUCAUCGACGAUCUCAAUAUGCCUCAGCUUGACAUUUGCAAUGCCCAGCCACCAAUUGAACUGCUUCGUCAAUGGAUGGAUUGUCAGGGAUGGUAUGAUCGUAAAAAUAUUGGCAAAUUUAUGGAAAUUGUCGACAUUUCCUUUAUUUGUGCCAUGGGUCCUCCUGGAGGUGGUCGCAACCCAACCACAAGCCGGUUUUUAAGACAUUUCAACUUGAUUGGUUUCGUUGAAAUGGAAAAUACUUCUUUAAAACGUAUUUUUACCACGAUUCUUGGUGGAUUUCUUAGCAAAUUUCCUCCAGAAAUUACAAAGAGCACCGAUUCGCUUGUGGAUGCGUCUAUCGCCAUUUACAACACCAUUAGAUCUGAGCUAUUGCCCACUCCAACCAAAUCACAUUAUACGUUUAAUUUACGUGAUUUGGCAAAGGUGAUACAAGGCGUUCUCAGUGCUGAUCUCAAGACUGUCAAUGUCGAAACAGAUAUUGUUCGACUGUGGAUUCAUGAAUGCCAACGUGUAUUCCAAGAUAGACUUGUAGAUAACGUCGACAAAAAUUGGUUCAAAACUCUCAUGAUGAAUACAAUGAACGAUAAACUGGAUUUGUCGUGGAGCGAGGUCGUUAUUAGUGAGCCACUCCUUUAUGGCGAUUAUAUGACUCCUGGAGCAGAUCCAAAGAUUUACACUGAAGAUUUACGUCGACUGGUAAAGCUGGCAGAAGAGUACCUUGAUGACUACAAUGGAUCAUCUACCAGUCCAAUGAAACUAGUCAUGUUUUUGGAUGCAAUUGAGCACGUAAGUCGUAUUUGCCGUAUAAUUCGCCAGCCAGGAGGACAUGCACUUUUGCUUGGUGUAGGCGGAAGUGGUCGUCAAAGCUUGAGUAGAUUAGCAACAUUUAUGGAAGAGUUUGAGCAAUUUCAGAUUGAAAUUUCAAAAAAUUAUGGUCAAACGGAAUGGCGAGAUGAUCUAAAAAAGGUUUUAUUUGCCGCUGGUCUGGAAGGAAAACCUACAGUAUUUUUGUAUACCGACACGCAAAUUGUAUCAGAGAGCAAUCUUGAGGAUAUCAACAAUAUACUCAAUGGUGGUGAUGUACCCAAUAUUUACACGAGUGAAGAAAUGGAUCGUAUUCUGAAUGGAGUUCGCCCAAUUGCUGCCGAGCAGGCAAUUCCAAGCACCCGAGAAAACCUAUUUGCUUUGUAUAUACAACGGAUUCGCACCAAUCUUCAUUUGAUUGUUUGUAUGAGCCCAAUUGGCGAUCCAUUUAGAAACCGACUUCGCAUGUUUCCAAGUUUGGUUAAUUGCUGCACAAUUGAUUGGUUUUCCACCUGGCCAGAAGAUGCUCUGCGUAGUGUUGCUGCCAAUUCUAUAUCUGAAAUAAGUGAUUUGGGAUCAGAGCAUGUUAUUGAUGGAAUUGUAAACCUUUGUGUGUUUAUGCACGAAUCCGUUCGCGAAAGAUGCAUUACCUAUCGGUCAGAGUUGAGCAGAAACAAUUAUGUCACUCCAAAAUCGUAUCUUGAGCUGCUUGGUUUAUACAAACGAUUGCUAGAAAAGAAACGCAAUGAACUGAUUUCUCUUCGCAAACGCACAGCUACAGGUUUGGAAAAACUGCUUAAUGCUACAAAAGAAGUAGAGAUUUUACAGGAAGAACUCGAAGCCAUGCAACCCAUGUUAAUGCAGACCAGUCAAGAAACAGAGUAUGCCAUGAAAAAAAUUGCUGUGGACAAAAUCAAGGCCGAGGAAAUCAAAGAGAAUGUCAUCAAGGAAGAGCUGGCAUCCAGUAAAAAGGCUGAGGAAACCAAGGCUAUUGCUGAAGAUGCUAAGCGCGAUUUGGAUGAAGCACUUCCAGCCCUUGAUGCUGCUGUUGAAUCUCUCAACUCUCUUUCCAAAAACGACAUUAUUGAAGUUCGAUCUAUGCAAAGACCCCCCGAAGGCGUUAAACUUGUGAUUGAAGCUAUUUGCAUCAUGAAGGGUAUCAAGCCUAAAAAAAUUGAUGGAGACAAGCCAGGAAAAAAGAUUGACGAUUACUGGGAACCAGGUCGUGCAUUACUAGCUGACCCUCAACGCUUCUUGGAUAGUCUAAUGAAUUUUGACAAGGAAAAUAUUGCAGAAGCCACGGUUCAAAAAAUUAAGCCAUACAUUGACUCGCCUGAAUUUCAGGUCAGCGUCAUUUCACGUGUGUCUCGUGCAGCGACUUCCAUGUGUCAAUGGGUACGUGCAAUGGAAAAAUACUAUUGGGUAUCUCGCUCUGUUGCUCCUAAGCGUGCCCGUUUGCAAGAAGCGCAAGAAUCAUUGGACGCUACGCUCAAGGCUCUUGCCGAGCUCAAGAAAAAGAUGAAGGAGGCUGAAAUGAACAUUAAAGAGAUGGAGAAAAAGUAUGCCGAGUCGGUUGCUAAAAAGGAAGAACUAUCUCGUAAAGUAGAAGAAUGCAAUGUCAAAUUGUCUCGAGCUGGAAAGUUGAUUUCUGGCCUGAGUGGUGAAAAACAGCGAUGGGCACUUGCAGUUGACCAGUUUGACAUGAAGAUUGGAAACAUUAUUGGCGAUAUUUUACUUGCGAGUGGAGCUAUUGCCUAUCUUGGUCCAUUUACUGCAGAAUAUCGUAGCUUGCUGAUGCGUGAGUGGAUUGGCAGUGUGCUUCAGCUGAAGAUCCCUCAUUCUGAAAAUACCUCACUUUGGGAUGCGCUUGGUGACAACGUCAAACUUCGAGAAUGGGAGUUGUUUGGUCUACCAAAAGACUCGCUUAGUAGAGACAAUGCUAUUAUUGUACAAAACUCACGUCGCUGGCCUUUGCUGAUCGACCCACAAGGACAGGCAAACAAAUGGAUCCGAAAUAUGGAGCGUGAACAUAGUUUGGAUAUCGUCAAAUUGACCGACCGCGACUUUUUGCGCACUCUUGAAAAUGCCAUUCGGUUUGGAAAAUCGGUUCUUCUUGAAAACGUUGGAGAAAAGCUUGAUCCAGCACUUGAGCCUAUACUAAUGCGUCAGACUUUUAAACAGGGAGGAAGCACAGUGAUCAAGGUUGGCGAUAGUAUUCUUCCAUAUCACGACGAUUUCAAGUUUUACAUUACUACUAAGCUUCCAAAUCCACACUACUCUCCAGAAACCAGUGCCACUGCAACACUUGUCAACUUUACUCUAGCUCCAAGCGGACUGGAAGAUCAGUUGCUAGCAAUUGUCGUGGCAAAUGAACGACCCGAUCUUGAGGAAGCUAAAAACCAACUCACUAUUAAUAAUGCACAGAUGAAACGAGAGUUAAAGGAGAUUGAAGACAAGAUUCUAUAUCUUUUAUCCUCGGUUCAAGGAAGCCCGGUUGAUGAUGAGCGUUUGAUUGAAACUCUUGGUGCUUCAAAAGAAACGUCUGAAGAAAUUCAGCAAAAAGUAGCAGCCGCUGAGCAGACUGAAAGGGAAAUCGACACAACGCGAAACAAGUAUGUGCCUGUAGCAGUCCGCACACGCAUUUUAUUCUUUUGCAUCACUGAGCUGGCAAGCAUUGAUCCCAUGUAUCAAUACUCUUUGAAUUGGUUUAUGAACCUAUUUACUUCAGCCAUCAGUCAUUCAGAAAAAUCAGAUGAUAUUGAGCAGCGUGUUUUCAACAUCAACGACUACUUUACAUUUUCGCUUUUUACCAAUGUGUGCAGAUCCUUGUUUGAGAAACACAAGCUGCUUUUUUCGUUUUUGCUGACAAUUCGGAUUCUUAUGAACGAUAACAAAAUUGAUAUGGAUGAAUGGCGAUUUCUUCUUACUGGCAGUGCCGCUCACGAUAAAACUCUGCAAAAUCCAGCACCCGAUUGGUUAUCUGUGCAAAGUUGGAAUGCAAUUAUGGGGCUAUCAACACUUGCCUUUUUUACUGAUUUUGAUACUGGAUUUACAGAAUCGAUUGAUCAUUACAUGGCUAUAUUCGAUAGUUCUACGCCUCAUCGUGAGCCAUUGCCAGGAAUCUGGCAAGAUAAACUUGAUGGAUUCCAAAAAUUGCUGCUGCUGCGUUGCUUGCGCGCUGAUUGUGUAACUUCUGGCAUUCAAGAUUUUGUUGCAGCGCAGUUAGGGGAGCGUUUUAUUGAGCCACAGACAUCUGAUCUUUCAGCGCUGUUUAAGGAAUCAACUCCACUUACACCUCUUAUUUUUGUGCUUUCACCAGGAGCAGAUCCUGCAAAUUCGCUUUACAAGUUUGCUGAAGAAAUGCGCAUGUCUAAGAAAUUGACCUCUGUGUCUUUAGGUCAAGGGCAGGGUCCGCGUGCAGAAGCAUUGAUGAAGGAGGGUAUGGAGCGUGGACUAUGGAUUCUACUUCAAAAUUGUCAUUUGUCACCAUCGUGGAUGCCCAGUUUAGACCGCGUUAUUGACAGCAUUACAAUGGACAAGGUGCACCGAGAUUUCCGUCUUUGGUUGACAUCAAUGCCAACACCUAAAUUUCCAGUUACAAUCCUUCAAAAUGGUGUAAAAACAACGCUUGAACCUCCAAACGGUAUCAAAGCCAAUCUUAUGCGCAACUAUAGCACCUUUAACGAUGAAAUGCUGAAUCAAUGCCAAAAACCAGUCGAGUGGAAAAAACUUUUGUUUUCACUGUGCUUUUUCCAUGCUGUUAUUCAGGAGCGUCGUAAAUUUGGUGCGCUUGGAUGGAACAUUCCCUACGAGUUCACAGACGGAGAUUUGCGUAUUUGCAUUCGGCAGCUUAAGAUGUUCUUGGAGGAAUAUGAGGAGAUUCCGUUCAAGGUACUGAAAUACACUGUUGGUGAGAUCAACUAUGGUGGACGUGUGACUGAUGAUUGGGAUCGGCGGUUGAUUAUGGGAAUUUUGGAAGACUACUACACACCCAAAGUUCUUGAAGACACAUAUUUAUUUUCCAGUAGCGUCGUAUAUAAGUCGAUUCCAGCGGACUCGUACAAUUCUUACAAGGCAUACAUUAAAUCAUUGCCAAUUGACGAAACCACCGAGAUUUUUGCAAUGCACAACAAUGCCAACAUCACCUUUGCACAAAAAAAGACAUAUGAUUUGUUUGAAUCGCUACUCACGUUGAUGCCAAAAAGCAGUAAGAGUUCAUCGGGAAAAACACGAGAUGAACAGCUAUCAGAUAUUGCUGCAAUGAUUCAGCAAAAAAUCCCCAAGCCAUUUUCCAUGGACUAUGUGACCAAAAAAUAUCCCAUCGAGUACAAGGAAAGCAUGUCGACAGUGCUUGUACAAGAGGUGAUUCGAUACAACAGACUACUGUCAACCAUUCAUUCAACCACUAUUGAAAUGAUCAAAGCACUCAAGGGUCUUGUUGUGCUUUCCGAGUCUUUGGAAACAAUGUGCAAUAGCAUGUACAUCAACCAAGUGCCUGAAAUCUGGGCAGCCAAGGCGUAUCCAUCACUAAAAUCGCUUGCAUCGUGGGGUGUAGAUUUGACACUCCGAUGCGAGUUUAUUCAAAAGUGGAUUGAUCAGGGCAUUCCAACAGUAUUUUGGAUUAGUGGGUUUUUCUUUCCACAGGCAUUCCUUACAGGAACUCUACAAAACUACGCUCGUAAAUAUGUAGUAUCGAUUGAUUUACUUGGAUUUGAAUUUAAAGUCAUGGAUACCAAAUGGGACGAGUUCCGAAGUAAACCAAGCGAUGGAUGCUAUAUUCGAGGACUAUUUCUUGAAGGUGCUCGAUGGGAUCCAGUACAAAGAUGUUUGACUGAAAGUCGACCCAAAGAAUUAUAUACAGAAAUGAGUGUAUUAUGGCUUCUUCCCAAACCCAAUCGAAAGAAACCCGAAUCUGGAAUCUACAACUGUCCGGUAUACAAGACAUUAACACGAGCGGGUACUCUUUCUACAACCGGCCACUCCACAAACUACGUACUGACCAUUGAACUUCCAUCGAAUCUUCCUCAAUUACAUUGGAUCAAACGAGGAGUUUCGUUGAUUACAAGUCUUGCUUGGUAGAACCGUCACUGCGACAAUAAUCAUCAAACAAACACUGCAAACGUACAAGGAUAUUUAAAUACCAAAAUAAAAAGAAUGAUAAAGGUUC